AUGGCAAUGAACGCCUUCCGUUUCGCAGGUGAUAUGCUUCACCUGCUGUCGAUUGUCUUGCUUCUUUUGAAGCUCAGGCGAUCGAAGAACUGUGUAGGUAUAUCUUGUCGGAUGCAGGAGAUGUAUCUCCUUGUUUUUUGCAGUCGUUACGUUGACCUUCUGUAUCACUUCAUAUCAGUGUAUAACACAGCUAUGAAGCUAUUCUUUAUCGCAUCGACAGCUUACACAAUCUAUCUUAUCAGGUUCAAGCCACCCAUCUCGCAAACAUAUGAUAGACGUGCAGACUCUUUCCCGUAUGAGAAGUACCUGAUUCCUCCGUGUGUUCUUUUGUCUCUCGUUACUGCCGAGGAUUGGUCAAUCUCAGAGAUUCUCUGGGCUUUUAGCAUUUGGCUCGAGUGUGUAGCCAUUCUGCCUCAGUUGAUCCUACUUCAGCAGCUGCGAGAAGUAGAGAAUCUGACGGGUAACUACGUUGCGGCUCUCGGAGCAUACAGAUUUCUGUAUAUUCUGAACUGGGUGUACCGAUAUUUCGCCGAGUCGCCGCCAUACGUCAACUAUGUGGGCUGGAUUGCCGGGGUUAUUCAAACGGCGUUAUAUGUGGACUUUUUCUAUUAUUAUGCACUAUCCAAGUGGUAUGGACAGAAGCUCGUCUUACCCGUCCACGCGGAGGUGUGA
Messenger RNA from Besnoitia besnoiti, 672 nucleotides. Its product is annotated as endoplasmic reticulum retention receptor. Gene Ontology annotation, cellular component: endoplasmic reticulum; membrane; cis-Golgi network. The transcript has a single exon. Gene Ontology annotation, biological process: protein retention in ER lumen; endoplasmic reticulum to Golgi vesicle-mediated transport. The record is from RefSeq and is a predicted model, not a curated record. NCBI's taxonomy places the organism in Eukaryota, Apicomplexa, Conoidasida, Eucoccidiorida, Sarcocystidae. The coding region runs from base 1 to 672 and encodes 223 amino acids. Gene Ontology annotation, molecular function: ER lumen protein retrieval receptor activity.